Phaeodactylum tricornutum CCAP 1055/1 is the source of this 801-nucleotide messenger RNA. RefSeq lists its product with no specific name. The transcript has 2 exons. NCBI's taxonomy places the organism in Eukaryota, Bacillariophyta, Bacillariophyceae, Surirellales, Neidiaceae. Gene Ontology annotation, molecular function: glutathione transferase activity. Gene Ontology annotation, biological process: glutathione metabolic process. The coding region runs from base 1 to 801 and encodes 266 amino acids. The record is from RefSeq and is a predicted model, not a curated record.
AUGACUGAUAACAUCAAUUUAGAAACAUCCGAAGCCAAGCCAGAGUGGACUAUCUUGUAUCACGUACCAGGAUUAUGCAAAGGUCGCGGAGAGUUCUUGCGUCUCAUGCUUGAAGACAAAGGGAUAUCGUACGUCGACACCGACGAGAAUCUUUAUGGGCCGGAAGGUCUGACGGAUGUUUUCCGAGGAUCCUUGGAGGCAAUCGACGCGGACAUCGACAAUCCCAAAUACCCUUAUCCAACAAUGUUUCCACCUGUAAUAUGGCAUCGUCCAACCAAUGGUGACCCUCAAGUCCUCAUCAAUCAGGUUGCGGCUUGCAUGAUCUACAUUGGUGAUGUGCUGGGCUAUGCUCCAAGUACGAUUGCCGAGAAAGCAAAGGCAAACGCCAUUCUUAUGAAUGCCAUUGAUUACAUCACGAACGGUCGCAGUAGUUUUCAUCCUGUAGAUAAUCAUGCGAGUUACAAGGACCAGAAAGAGCAAGGUGAUCAAGCUUCCUUGGAAUUUUCGCAAGGGCGAAUGAAGAAGUACUUGCACCAUUUUCACAAAAUUGUCGCUCGGAACGGUGGUUCUCGCAAACCGGUAGCUGGUGGUGAGUUUGUAACUUACGCCGACUUUGCUCUGUUUCAUGUAUUGGAUGCGACUAUUGCCCAGUUCAAUACUGACUUUUACGAUAUGGCAUGGGAUACCACAAAUGUGCCAGCAUUGAAGGACUAUCACGCUUGGAUGAAAUCCCGGCCCAUGUUGCAAUCGUAUUUUUUGUCGGACCGGUGCGCUCCCUUUGCCGGUGAUAGCAUGAUGUAG